AUGAAGAAGAAAGGAAGAGGAAGAGCAAGCAGACAGAGAAGAAGAAAAUCAUUUAGAACCUCAGAGUUGAGUAAAGUGAGUGAGAGCCACAAGUCAGAAUUCAUAGAACUUAGGAAGUGGCUGAAAGAAAGGAAAUUUGAAGAUCAUAACCUAAGGCCAACAAGAUUUUCAGGUACAGGAAGAGGACUGAUGGCUGUAAAAUCCUUGCAGCCAGGAGAGCUGAUUAUUUCAUUGCCAGAGAAGUGCCUGCUCACUACAGACACCGUAAUUAAAAGCUACUUGGGAGAUUACAUUACUAAGUGGACGCCUCCUAUAUGUCCCUUGUUGGCACUGUGUGCCUUUUUGAUUUCAGAAAAACAUGCAGGAAACAAGUCUCCCUGGAAGCCCUACCUGGACGUUUUACCAAAAGCCUAUACUUGUCUUGUUUGCUUAGAACCUCAAGUGGUGAGACUUUUACCUAAACCUUUAAAAACGAAAGCCCAAGAACAGAGGACUCAUGUUCAGGAGUUGUUCGAUUCCUCCAGAGGGUUCUUUUCUUCUCUCCAAUCUUUAUUUACUGAGGAUGUGGAACACAUUUUUCACUAUAAUGCUUUUCUCUGGGCUUGGUGUACCGUUAACACCAGAACAGUGUACAUGAAACACGUGCAGAAGGAAUGUCUUUCAGCAGAGCCAGAUGUGUAUGCUUUAGCUCCGUAUUUAGAUCUGUUGAAUCACAGCCCGGGAAUUCAGGUAAAAGCAGCAUUUAAUGAGGAAACUCAUUGUUAUGAAAUUAGGACUGCUUCAAGUUGCAAAAAAUAUGAAGAAAUAUUCAUCUGUUACGGCCCUCAUGAUAACCACCGACUGCUUUUGGAAUAUGGAUUUGUUGCCAUCAAUAAUCCACAUAGUGCUGUUUAUGUAUCAAUAGAUAACCUUGUUGAUCACCUUCCUUCAGUGGACACACAGAUGAGUCAGAAGAUUUCCCUUUUAAAGGAGCAUGGUUUUUCAGAGAAUUUAACUUUUGGAUGGGAUGGGCCAUCUUGGAGACUGCUUACGGCCCUUAAGUUGUUAUGUCUUGGAGCAGAUGAAUUUACAUGCUGGAAGAAAGUGCUUCUUGGUGAAGUAAUUUCAAACACAAAUGAAUGGAAGAGUUUGGUCUUGUCCAGAAAAAUAUGCUGUCAUUACAUAGAAGAGGCCAAAACUGUACUUCAGAAGAUUUCUCAUAUGAAGGAUGAGGAGGCAGGCCUAAAAGACCAGUUAACUUUGAUUGAGAAUCUGUGGAUAGAAGAACUAAAGCUUCUUCAAGGGUCUGCAGAUAUUUUAAGGAAUAUGCACCAAGAAACCACCUGACCUGCCCAGAGUUAUUUCCUCUUUCUCUGUGCUGUGUGACUUUUUGCAGGAUGCAGGGUGCCUUUGAUUAUGAGUGUUUCGGAUCUUCUGUUGUUUGCAAAGGAAGCAUUUAUUAAGCACUUGCUGUGCUCCAAUCUCUGUGUUCAGUGCUGAAAGAACAAGUAUAAAAGUAAGAUAGUCCUCACCCUCAGGGAGGACACAUUCUCCUUGAGGAGUAGGAGAUGUUCACAGAUAAGUAAACAUCCAAUCUAUACAAAAUAAAUACACAUUUAUGUGGGGAGCAGCAGGAAAGGGGCACUAGCAACUGGGUGAAUCAGAAAAGCCUCUUGAAAGAGGUUGCUUGAGCAAAGCUGUGAAAGGGUUUAAGGGCUGUAAAAGUACAAGGAAGGAAGGAGACCACUGUAGGCAUGGGAUGAUAGCUGGAGAAAAGAUGUGGGGGCAGAAGAUUGAAUGUCUCAUUCAGCAAGACGUCACAUACAUGCACUAUCAUGAAAGGCCAGGAAGAGUGCUGAUGUGGCCAAAGUGAUGUGGAAGCAGCCUGAAAAUACAGGCUGCAGCAAUAUUGUGAAGGGCUUAGAGAAACCUGAUCCACAGGCAUCCUCUUGUCUCCAAUUCUUUGCUACCACUUAAAAACACAUACACACAAUAUACAUAUAUUAUUAGCGUGGUAAAUAUUUUAUUAUGUUAAUUGAGGAUUCCAUUGAUAUACUAAUUAUAUUAAAUAUUUACAUAUUAACAUAAUCUAUAAUAAAAUAUAAUGAUAUAUUACAUAUAAUGAUAUACAUAAUAAUAUAUUAAGAGAUAACAAAGAACUGAAACAGUAUCUAUACAUACCUCUACAUGCAUAUAUUUUAUAUAUAGACACAGAGAAAAUUGGUCUUUGUGCCUUUAGAAUAAGACUUACAGAGACGCUGACUACAAUAAUGUAAACAGAAAGAUUUGAAAGUCACGCAAACUCUGAUUAAUUAUGAUGACCAGUCUUGACCCCCGAGAACAGAUGAUGAAACACAUGUUCCUCUUCGUGGAUUGAGAGGUAGGACACUGAAUGUAGAUGGGACAUGUGCCAUCAGAUGCAGCUGGUUUUGCUUGUGUUCUUUUCUGUUAUAAAGAAUGAUCUGGAGAGGCAUUAUGUUGGGAAAUGGCUGUUCUGUUAAAAGGUAUAUAUUCCACACACAUACACACACACACACACACACACACAUACACGCAAGUGUAUUUGUAUAGAGAGGCAGUGUGAUGUAGUGGAUGCAGAGUUGUCCUUGGAGCCAGGAAGAUCUGAGUUAGAGUCUUGCCUCUGACACAUACAGACCUUGAUUCGGGGUAAGUCAGGUAAGCUCUCCAUGCUCUAGGCAGCUUUCUAAGACUAAGUUACAGAGGGGAUGAUUUGCAUUGGUACAGGAAAUUCCUCUUGGGAGCUUAACAUGAGUUAAAUCACAAGUCCAAUCUCUAUCCCUGUCUAUGUAUGUGUACAUGCAUGUCCACAUAUGUGUGUGCACACAGAGAUAUAUGUAUUCACAUAUAUAGGGAUGUGUAUAAACACAUCCAUACAGCCAUGUAUAUGCACAGAAAGAACUAAUGCUUCAAGGAAAAGUAUAAGGAAGAAGAAAAUGAGGGAAUGUGUCAGAGGCCCCUGAACAUGUGUAAUGUCAUGUCCUCUACUCAGCAUCUUUACAAAAUAAAAGCAACACACAAUUUUUAAAAUUGUCAAGAUGCUUGGAAACAAUUUAAGAAAGAUACAAGCUGAAUGUAAAAUUUAUUGCUGCAGAUAAAAGUUAUUUUAGAAUUUUAGAAUUACGUUACAUUUCUCCCCACCAGUACUUUCCCCAAAGAUUGGAGUGAGCUUUGGCUUCAAGGUCAAGAUCAGGGUCAUCUCCAGUACUUUGCCCUCAGGUCCACUCUAAAAGCCACUUGAGGUUUAGAAAAUUAUCUAGAGACAGCCCCACCCAUCUUUCCUCACUUUUAGCUGAACUCCCAAAGGUUGGUUAUAUCAGUUCAUCCCUCUUCACUAUAUCCUUCACACUUCUGCCAGAGCUAUCUUGAUAAAGCUCUGUUGGGAUAGUGACUUCUCUAUUCAGAACCCUUUUAUGGCUUCUCAUUUCCUAGCAAGUUAUGUAUAAA
This is a messenger RNA of Phascolarctos cinereus (koala), 3444 nucleotides long. RefSeq names its product SET domain containing 4 (gene SETD4). Gene Ontology annotation, biological process: peptidyl-lysine trimethylation; peptidyl-lysine monomethylation. The record is from RefSeq and is a predicted model, not a curated record. NCBI's taxonomy places the organism in Eukaryota, Metazoa, Chordata, Mammalia, Diprotodontia, Phascolarctidae. Gene Ontology annotation, molecular function: protein-lysine N-methyltransferase activity; protein binding.